Photinus pyralis (common eastern firefly) is the source of this 1589-nucleotide messenger RNA. It is a transcript of the gene Prd, whose product is annotated as segmentation protein paired-like. Gene Ontology annotation, biological process: anatomical structure development; regulation of transcription by RNA polymerase II. The transcript is spliced from 6 exons. Lineage: Eukaryota; Metazoa; Arthropoda; Insecta; Coleoptera; Lampyridae. The record is from RefSeq and is a predicted model, not a curated record. The coding region runs from base 110 to 1345 and encodes 411 amino acids. Gene Ontology annotation, molecular function: RNA polymerase II cis-regulatory region sequence-specific DNA binding; DNA-binding transcription factor activity, RNA polymerase II-specific.
GUUCGCGCGCCCGUUUCGAAAUUUUUCACUUCGCGCGCGCGAUUGACAUGGGCCGGCGCGUUUGAAGGCGAGUGAAUUGGUAUCAGUGUUUUGUGCUUCCAGUUUCGAAAUGACUGUAACCGGAAAUCUAGGAAUUAUGCACAGACCAUGUUUUUCAGGAUAUCCGUUUCAAGGACAAGGUCGAGUCAAUCAAUUAGGUGGCGUCUUUAUCAAUGGGAGACCGUUGCCGAAUCACAUCCGAUUGAAAAUCGUCGAAAUGGCCGCGGCCGGAGUGCGUCCCUGCGUCAUCUCGCGACAACUGCGCGUCUCCCACGGAUGCGUGAGCAAAAUCCUGAACAGAUACCAGGAGACCGGUUCGAUCCGUCCGGGAGUAAUCGGCGGCUCCAAGCCGCGACUGGCGACACCGGAAAUCGAGACCCGCAUUGAACAGUACAAAAAGGAGAAUCCUUCGAUCUUCAGUUGGGAGAUACGCGAUCGCUUGGUGAAGGAGGGCAUCUGUGAUAGGAGUACGGCGCCAAGCGUUUCGGCGAUUUCUAGACUGCUUAGGGGAAAAGGAAAUGACUGCGACGAUAAGUCGACCGAUAACGAGAACGGAUCCGAUUGCGAAAGCGAGCCCGGAAUACCGUUAAAGCGGAAACAGAGACGGUCGCGGACAACCUUCACGGCGCAUCAGCUGGACGAGCUGGAGAAGGCCUUUGAGCGCACCCAGUACCCGGACAUUUACACGCGCGAGGAGCUCGCCCAGCGCACCAAGCUGACCGAGGCGAGGAUACAGGUGUGGUUCAGCAAUCGAAGGGCGAGGUUGCGCAAACAGCUGGCGUCGACAUCCUCCUCGGGUUCCUACGCGCCCCUGAGCAACCCAUACACUGCGACCUCCUCCCCAUACUCGGUUAGUGAGGCCACCUUCUCGACUGCUCCGGUGGCACCUAACCAAAUGACUGAGCUGUACUCCCACGGCCACGCCUCCCCCAACCUCCCGCUGACGACACAGUCACACGCGCCGUACCCCACGCAGCCACUCUACUCGCCUCCCUCCCUGAUGCCGCACGCUAACGACCUGAACCAAAACGGAGUUUUCAAGGACGACGCCCCCUACACGACGAACAACAACCUCAACUUACUCAGCGCCGCCACAGCAGUAUCUCCGAACGGUAACGACUCGCCCUGCCGAGGCGACUGGAUCACGCCCAACGCCACCUCCGUCGACCAGGUCCUCACUUUGGGACAGCCGCUCGGCGUACCCUCCCAGGGGUUCGGCGCCAACGGCCUGCAUCCCGCCGCCGGCUACACGCCGCACAACGCGAAGAGCUUCACCCACCAGCCCUUCUACAGUUGGUACUCCUAGAUUCGGGGAGAGAUGGGAAGUUCGCGACCAGUGAUGUACAGUAUUUUUGUUACCUAACGGGAAUAGUUAGUUCUUAAUCUGAGAUGUAUCGGACGAACGCCGACGGGUGCUUUUGUGAUACACGCGCGAGAAACGAACUGAAAUGUACUAAAUAAAAGCCAAACGAUCUGUAAUUUAAUUUAGUGGGUUAAGAUAAUUUUUUAGUUGUAAAAUGCACAAAUAAAUGACAAUUCCUAGCAUUUUA